GCGUUUGUCAUCGUGGAAAAUGAUUGUCGUGAUUGACUUGAAGCACGUUCUACAGAGACAGCAAGCAUUGUAUGUUUUGUGAAGUCCAGCCGCACCUCCACCGACAGUGUGAAACCAGCCACACUGCCACCGCUCAGCUACCAUUUUUGACAAUGGUUGCUGCAUUUAACACCGAAAAACAACUUCCUCAACAAUUGUCAGAACCGGUUGAAGAUGGAGGACAUGCAACUGACCUUGUGAGCCUAUAAAUAGGCUCCAUCCCCGUGGUUUUUCAUCCAAGCCAAGGGGUGCAACCUCAAUAUCACCCAAGUGAGGAGUGUUGAGAGUAGUAUUUAAGACUUCAGAGAGAGCUUGAGAGAAGAGUGAGCAAAUUUUAGAGAGAGUUUGACAGUAAGGGGAGAGAUUCAGGUGAAAAUCCAAGAGAAAAGUUUUUGUAUUUUUGUAAUCUAUUUCCAAGAGAGUAAUAGAAUUACAUUUUUAUUUUUCUUCUCACAUUUCUUCUCUACAGUGGUCAGAAAACCACAACAUGUUUCACCUAUAUAAUAAUAUUUUCGUUGAAAUACAGGCUAAAAGUUAGAGAAGUAAUUAUCAAUACUCCAUGCCAGCAAAAAUCCUUCAUUUCUAACAUGGGUUUCUAUACUUUCUUCCUUCUUCUGUCUUUGUUACAAUCUCCUCUUUUUUAUUUAUCUGCAACAUCUGAUAAUAAUAUCCUUAAACAAGGCUCGUAUUUAUCGGUUGAGAAAAGAAACGAUGUUCUUGUUUCACCAAAUGGUGUUUUCUCAGCUGGUUUUUCCCUUGUUGGGGACAAUGCUUUCUGCUUUGCCAUAAGCUUUAUGAAAUCCUCAGUUCCUACUGUAGUUUGGAUAGCCAACAGAGACCAACCAGUGAAUGGAAUAGGCUCAAAGCUUUCGCUUUUGAGAAAUGGUAAUCUUGUGUUGCUAGAUGCAGGUCGAAUCAACCUUUGGGGCACAGAAACAACUUCCCCGGUGUCUGUUUAUCUACAGCUCCAUGAUAGUGGAAACCUUGUUCUUUAUAAUAUCAGAAAUGAAAGUCUGUGGGAAAGCUUUGAGUCGCCUACUGAUACACUUCUUUCUGAACAAAAAAUAACUAAGGAUGCUAGCCUUCUCUCAUCAAAAAGCCACACCAAUUAUUCUUCUGGUUACUAUACCUUCUAUUUUGACAAUGACAAUGUCCUUCACUUGCUUUACCAAGGUCCAGAUCCACAGAUUUCCAAUGUCUAUUGGCCGGAGCCAAACGAACCGCCUUUUCGAGCUGGUAGAACCACAUACAACAACAGUAAAACUGCCCUGUUCAAUUCGACGGGUUACUUCCAGUCAUCUGACGAUCUGGUAUUCUCAGCAUCAGAUUGUGGUUUGGUCCUCUACAGACGAUUGACACUUGAUCCAGAUGGUAAUCUUCGAUUCUACAGCUUUGAUGAGAAGAAUAAGAUGUGGAUAGUAACAUGGCAAGCAUUUUCCCAACCAUGCAGAAUUCAUGGAAUCUGUGGACCCAACAGUUUAUGUAAAUAUGAUCAUGCUUUGGGUAGGAGAUGUUCGUGCAUGCCAGGAUUCAAGAUGAGGAAAAGCAAUCUCGAUUGGUCAUAUGGAUGUGAACCGGUGGGUUUCAACUACAACUCCUUGGUCAACAAUAGUCAGGAGUCUGGUUUCAUUCAUUUAACUAAUUCUGAAUUCUAUGGCUAUGACAAAGAAUACUUCCAAAAUUAUAGCUUAGAAAGAUGCCAAGAGGAAUGCUUGAAAUCUUCUUCUCAUUGCCAAGCUAUCCAAUUCAAAUAUAGGAAAGAUACUGGUUACUAUGAUUGUUACAUCAAGACACAAUUACUUAAUGGACAGCAACAACCCGGUUUCCAGGGAGAUGUAUAUGUAAGACUGCCAAAAUCCGUCCUUUCUUCCAUUGAGAGUCCCAUGAAUGAACUAAGGCAAGAAUGCCCUCUGCUAUUAAACAGAACUUAUGAAAAAGAAGGUCAAAAUAGGUUCCUGAAGUUUUUGCUUUGGUUUGCAGUUUCACUAGGAGGAGUUGAGUUUACUUGUAUCUCUUUAGUUUUUUGUUUCUUAUUUUGGAACAGGUUAGAACAUGUGGAUAAAGAUAAGCAAGGAUACAUGCUGGCCGCAGCCACCAGAUUUCAGAAAUUUUCAUAUGAUGAAUUGAAGAAGGCAGCGAGAGGAUUUCAUGAAGAAAUUGGAAGAGGUGCAGGAGGUAUUGUAUACAAAGGCAUAUUGCCUGAUCAUCGGGUUGCAGCAAUCAAGCGACUGAUCAAUGAUGGUCAUGGAGGAGAAGCUCAUGAAUUCCAUACAGAAAUGAGCACCAUUGGGAGGCUAAAUCACAUGAACUUGAUAGAGACGUGGGGUUACUGUGCUGAAGGGAAGCAUAGGCUUCUGGUGUACGAGCACUUGGAGAAUGGAUCUUUAGCAAGCAAGCUGGCAGAUUCUAAUGCACUUGAUUGGGAAAAAAGGUUUGGAAUAGCACUAGGUACAGCAAAAGGCUUAGCUUAUUUGCAUGAGGAAUGCUUGGAAUGGGUUUUACAUUGUGAUGUAAAGCCUCAAAACAUACUCUUAGACUCCAAUUAUCGUCCUAAAGUGGCAGAUUUUGGGCUGUCAAAGUUGCAAAACAGAGGAAUGCCAAACAAUUCAAGCUUCUCAAGGAUAAGAGGGACACGAGGCUACAUGGCACCAGAGUGGGUUUACAAUCUCCCGAUUACUUCAAAAGUGGAUGUGUAUAGCUAUGGAAUAGUGGCAUUGGAAAUUGUAACAGGUAAAAAACCAACAGGAAGCCAGUUUUCUGAGAGUGGAAGGAUGACAGAGAACCAUGGGAGAUUGGUGAAAUGGGUGAAGGAGAAGAUGGUUGGGGCUGAUUCAAGUCAAACUCAUUGGAUUGAAGAAAUAGCAGAUUCUAGGAUGGGUGGGAAGUUUGAUAAGGCUCAGUUGGAAAUACUGGUGAAAGUGGCAUUGCAAUGCGUGGAAGAAGACAAGGAAGCCAGGCCCACCAUGCGUCAGGUUGUAGAGAUGCUUCAGUGCCAUGAGGAGGAGAAAUUUUUCGAUACUCCAAAAGUACCGGAUCCUUCUUGUGAGUCUGGACUACUGUACUUUGACAAUACUGAAAUUCUUUUAGAUGAAUAAGGACAUUCAUUCCUUGACAUACUAAUUAGGAAACUUAGUGUCAAUUUUAUUUAAUCCUAAACUUUUGAUCUGUCAAUUUUCCUUUUUUCAAUUGUGUUAUGUCAAAUGUGUUGCUGCUUCACCACCCAUAUUUGGAACUCAUGUUUAUUCUUUCUGCUUCUAAGUUCUAACCCUUUUGUAUCACUUUUAGUGUCACUAUGUAUGCAUAUACUAGUAAAACAUAUAAAUAAAUCUAUUCAUCAAGGUAUAAUUCGUCUUGUAUUUAAG
This is a messenger RNA of Ziziphus jujuba (common jujube), 3401 nucleotides long. RefSeq names its product putative receptor protein kinase ZmPK1. The coding region runs from base 627 to 3134 and encodes 835 amino acids. The record is from RefSeq and is a predicted model, not a curated record. The transcript has a single exon. Gene Ontology annotation, molecular function: ATP binding; protein serine/threonine kinase activity. NCBI's taxonomy places the organism in Eukaryota, Viridiplantae, Streptophyta, Magnoliopsida, Rosales, Rhamnaceae. Gene Ontology annotation, biological process: protein phosphorylation; recognition of pollen.